This is a messenger RNA of Octopus sinensis (East Asian common octopus), 5216 nucleotides long. Its product is annotated as metabotropic glutamate receptor 3-like. Lineage: Eukaryota; Metazoa; Mollusca; Cephalopoda; Octopoda; Octopodidae. The annotation marks the transcript as partial. The record is from RefSeq and is a predicted model, not a curated record. Gene Ontology annotation, molecular function: adenylate cyclase inhibiting G protein-coupled glutamate receptor activity. Gene Ontology annotation, biological process: regulation of synaptic transmission, glutamatergic; G protein-coupled glutamate receptor signaling pathway. The transcript is spliced from 11 exons. Gene Ontology annotation, cellular component: membrane.
GUGGUAUUGUCUGGUGAUGAUCUCAGUGAGAACUCUCUGAAAGUUCUUGAAUCAAAGACUGAACUGGAAGGGAUAUGCAUUACAGGCAAGUACAGAUUCUCCAGAGGUAUGUCUGCAGCCGACAUCAUGAAGUCUCUCAGAAAAUCCAUGUCUCCUACUGUAUUGUUUGUCACUCAAAGAGAAAUGGAUGAACUUCUGAGGAAUAAGAAGGUUCCAGCUGAUGAGAAUUUGGUAUUUAUAACACCUGAUGUUCUCUCUGAUUCUGCGUCAAGCUAUCCGAAACAAGUCAAGAACCUACUGACAUUUCGAAAUAAACCUACAGUCAACACAACAGCGUAUUUAGACUACAUGAGUUCACUCCGACCAGACGUUAAUAAUCUUUAUGGCUUCUUCGAAGAAUAUUACCAGGACAUGUUUCAGUGUGAUCUGCCUAGAAACUACAAAUUCGGCAAGCAGUGUUCCAUGCCAUUCCCACCAAUCACACAAUCACCGAAUUUUUCGCUGGACAACAUCAUCAGUUCAACUAUCAAUGCCGUCUACAUAACGGUCCAGGCGCUCGAUAUGACACUACAGCAACUGUGUGGUCAGAGCUACACAGACAUCUGCUAUGAGUUCUACGUGAAAGGGCGACAACAGGAAUAUUUAUUGAGAAACCUGGACAAAGCCAAAGUCAGUAGUUCCUCUUUGUCUUCCGCGUUCCAGUUCGUUAACCGAGAAGGGAGUGGAGAGUAUGACGUCAUGCGAUACGACGAAGCGGGUGUUCAGCAGAAGGUCGGUACUUUUAAUGGAAUCAAUCUACGAAUGAAUGACUUAUCCAAAUUCUACAGUUCCGUUGUCAGUACUUGCCUUGAGAAGUGUGACAACUGUGUACAAACGAGUGCUAACUUCACUUACAUCCCCGGGGACAUAGUGAUUGCAGGCGUCUUCGAUGUCCACCACAAAGGCUCAAGCCUGUUUUCCUGUGGAAACAUUAAACUCUACAACGGUUUUCAGAACCUGGAAGCCUUUAACUUCGCCAUUGGAGAAGUCAAUAAAAAAGCAGGAAUAUUUCAAAAUAAACUGAGGGGUGUCCAGUUGGGAGGUGUCGGUCUAGACAGCUGUGACAACGACGUGAUGGCUGCCAACUUGGUGUCUAACCUAAACAAUGGAAUGAUGAAGGUCACCAAAAAAACCGUACCUCUGAAUCCCUCCGACAUCUACGCCUACAUUGGCGGCGGAACGAGCGAUUCUUCGAUUUAUUUGGACCGAAUACUGCGCUCUAUGCAAAUACCUCUCGUUGGGUACGGGGCUACGACUACACAGCUGAACGACAAAUAUGAAUUUCCGAAUUUCCUUCGGACGGUACCAACGGACGAUCGUCUAGCGAAGGCCAUUGUGAAUUUUCUGAAGCACUAUAAAAUUCCUUAUAUUCAGAUUGUUCAUUCUUCAAGCAGUUUUGGCGCAAAGGGUGCCGAAGUAUUCAAAGAAUAUGCGCUGGAAAACAAAAUCUGUGUGGCCCAAACUGUCCAGUUCAUAGAACAAGGAAUAUCUGCGUCUGACAGCGCCAAUAAUGUCAUGAAAACCCUGUUGAAUAAACCGCUCGCAAAUACAGUUGUCAUUUUUGCAGAAGUUCUUUAUACCCACGAAUUACUAAAAAUCCUUAAACAGGAACCAAUAGGGAUCCGAAAUAAUUACAAAUUCAUCGCCGCAGGACUUUGGGGUCAGAGACUCGAUGUUAUAGAGGGCGUUGAAGAGGUGGCAGCUGGUUCGGUAACCAUAGCUGUCGACGGCAUAGACAUCCAAAAAUUCGAUAUGUACCUCAAUUCCAAGAUUCCAGAGAACGAGAGAGACAACCCGUGGUUCACUGAAUACUAUGAAGGUUUAUUCGACUGUUAUCUGGCAAAACCGAAAACUAAUCUAAGAACCAAGUGUAGCGAUUCACUUAAUAGGGUGACCAAGUCUGAGAAAUACGCUCAAGAUGACAGCGUUUUGAAUGUGGUUAACAGCGUGUUCGCGGUGGCACUGGGCAUAGACAAGACUUUGGUUGAUCUCUGUGGUGUAAACUAUACGGGAUUGUGUAGUGCUUUUAAAUCCGCCAACAGUAAUUAUCAACUGUUCAACAAUAUAAAGAACGUCCAGUUUAAGGAAUUCUCCGAUGUCAUAUUUAAAUUCAACCAGGAAGGAGAUGGAUACAAGGGCUACAAAUUUUUUCAGGUGCAAAAUAUUUCACCUGUGCACUACGGUUACAAAGAGAUUGCUUCUGCCAAUGUAUUAGGAACAUUAUCCGCAGUUUCAAACGAUUUCAUUCCCUGGAAAACGGCCUGUACAACGAUAGAAGCUUGUUCAGAAUGUUUCAUCUACCAGAACGAGGUUAAACGUUACACACGAUACCCAGAUUUCAAAAUGUCUAACGCCAUGACACCAAUUAUUGUUGGAAUAUUUGACGUACACUCGCCCGGCAGGAGCCUCAUUCAAUGUGGCAGGAUAAACGUGGAAGACACACUACACUUGGUUGCUUUCUUUGACAGUAUCGAUAGUGCGAACGCAGCCAAUCCAAAGGAAAAAAUUGUCGGCUUGGCUCUUGAUACAUGUGGCCAUUCUUUACACGUCGACCAGGACGCUUACAGUCUGCUAUCGUCUGGUACGAUAUGCCACGACGACAGCCUAAUGUUAAACAAAAGCAACAUAUUCUCGUUCUUCACGAUGCACGAAGCCAAUGCGAUCGCAGCCCAACGUGUUCUGCCGUAUUUCAAAAUGUCUUACCUCAGUCCAGAUUUGACCGACAUUCGCUUCGACGAUUUGAAGAUGUAUAAGUAUUUGUUCAGAAGCAAAGGCUCCCUGUACGAGAAAGUCGUCUUGAUAUCUCGAGUCUUGAAAACGAAGCAAAUAACUCCCGUUGCCGUGGUGUAUUCUGAUGACGAAAGCCACAAAGCUCAGUUAGAGACGUUUAAAGUGGAAUCAUCCAAAGACGGAAUCUGCAUUGAAGAAAUUCUCAAGGCUUCUGAUGAUAACGCGCUCACUUCGCAAGCGAAGAAGCGAGCCACCAGGGCGAUUGUGCUGCUGACAAACUUGCGUGAUGGUACUUCGAUUAUGAACCAGACAAAACAGCUCAGUUCACAGAACCAGCAGACCUACUUGUUUAUUGGCGUUGAGGACUGGAUGAAAAACUUAAACAAAGACCUCAUCUCCUCCGAUCAAGUAACAUUGUUUAUUACUGAGAGAAAAUUCCACUCAUUACCGCCAUUUGAGAAGAAAAUCAAAAAGAUGAGCUUCCAAAAUAAAUUGGGUCUUCCGGACAUUUGGUUUGAUGAAUUCUACCAGAAGUUUCACAACUGCAGUCUGACACCAUCCCAAUACAGCAAACCGUGUACCAGAUACGAAACCGUAACAGACGAUAUGAUAGCUAAAAUCGAUCAAACAUUGAUCCUAAACACAAUUGCCGGGACGAAUGCUUUAACCGAAUCCAUCCAAAACUGGAGAAAAACAUGUAACGUAGACAAACCGCCAGCAGGAUGCCAGUUAUCUUCCCCUGAAGGUCGCUUACGAUAUUGGUCGCAGUUGAAUGAUGUGGAAUUCAAAACAAACAAAAGUCUUUUAAAACCGGAAGCCUCUCUAGAUUUCCGGUUUUCUAAGCAAGUUUGGAGUCCAGGUUAUCUUGUACAAGAACUCCAGUCGAAAGAGCAGUAUACCUUUCAAACAGUCGCUACUUUUAGCAACGGUGUCUUAAAACCAUCUGUACCAAACUUCAAAACAGUCACAGAAGAAGUUCUUCAGACCAUCCUGUUUUGUCCUGGCUGUCGCUGUCUAAAUGAGCAAGGAACUGCAGAAAUUAGCAUACCAGGUUCAAGUUCUUUGGUUGGUGCAACAAACUUGAUGCUGAAAGAAUCGACAAUUCGCAACUAUUUCCACUACGACGACGACGAUGUUCGCCUCUUCGACUGGCCGCUAUGGGCCAUUAUUCUGGCAGUAUUGACCAGUAUCGGCAUCAUUUUCACCGUUCUGCUUUUCUUCUACCUUCUCAUUGCCUAUCCGAUCCGCGGUGGAACUACAGGUCUAGGAUUCUUGUUUUUAAUCGGUAUUCUUGGAAUUUAUGGCGUUAAUUUCGCGUUCUUUGCCCAAGCGAGCAUCACCGUUUGUGCAGCCAGAAGGUUCACCACGGCUGUCGUUUAUGCUAUCUGCUUUGCCUGCUUAUGUGUAAAGUCUGUAGACAACUGGAGAUACAGUAGUAAUGAGAUCGAUAGCCACGACUACCGCCGACUGUCCAGUAGCCUAGCACUGGGUAUUGUUACGCUACUCAUCGUUCUCGUGCAGGUCAUCCUAAACUCUGAAUGGCUGCUUCUUGUCAAGCCUUCAACAGUGACCCUAUACCCUACGAUGAGCGUGCGCAGAGGUUCUCCAGAUACCCUCAUCAAACUGCGGCACGACUACGAAUGGUGUACCCCAGCAGACUCCUACGACACCGGCAUGGCCCUUUCUUUCAUAUUUGUCAUAAUUCUCGACAUUUUCGCCAUAUGCUUCGGUUCGUUGCUCUGGGACAACGAGAAGAACUACUACGAGUCGCGCUGGAUCGUGGUCGCUUGCCUGUGUUCCAGCAGUUGCUUCCUCAUCUGGAUGGUAGUCUCGACCUCUUCCAAUGCAGUGUUCCGCGACCCAGCUGUAGCUAUCGGCAACUUCAUCAACGCCACCGCGCUAUUGGUCGUCAUGCCACUGCGCAAAGCCAUUUUGUUAGUGAAAAUCAAACAGGAAGUCGAGGAAGAGGAAGAGGAAAAGGAGAAACCGUAUUCUACGAUAUAUCACAACAUUGACAACAACAAAGUGUUCAGUGAUUAUACAGGGAACCGCUACUCAGAGAAGUUUGCUUAACAGUCUCCAGGACCACGCAGCCUUCUUUCAACUGACUGACAAGAAUUUCUGGUAAUCCUGAAUGUGACGUACGUAAAGCAGAAAAAAGUCAAGAUUGAAAUAAUACAAAAGAACUAUUCAAACAAUGAAAAUUUAAUUAAUUACAAAAUAACCAUAACAAUAACAACUACGACUUAAUGACAAUUGAAAUAAGAAAAACAAUUCGCUGAUCUCUCCAAACUAUUUCGAAGCGUUCCAAUCAGCAACAGAAUUCGGUCGUAAUAUGACAUUAUAAAACCAUUUUGACAGCAACUAAUCCGAGACAGCCUGUAAUUUUAUGAUGCAAUUCCAUGUUUGAAAGUGUUUUUAUUUAAAUUAAAUAUUUUUCUAAAGAA